Messenger RNA from Diabrotica virgifera virgifera (western corn rootworm), 375 nucleotides. RefSeq lists its product as uncharacterized. Bases 1 to 375 code for a protein of 124 amino acids. The transcript has 2 exons. Lineage: Eukaryota; Metazoa; Arthropoda; Insecta; Coleoptera; Chrysomelidae. The record is from RefSeq and is a predicted model, not a curated record.
AUGUCUCCACACAUGAACGACGAAACCACGUGUAAAAAGACUCCCAAAGAUCCGACAAGUGAAGGAAGCACUAUGACAAUAACUGACUUCAAGAAGCUCUUAGUGGAACAUUUGACUUCCGAAAAAAAAACCAUUGAAAAUAACAUCAACAACAACCUAAAGCAUAAACAACACGAAUUGGAACAACUUGAGGGUGAAAGUAAACAUAAGAGGCGUAAAAUGUGUAAACAACGUUAUAAAAUGAAUAACAAUAAGCACGGAAGAAAAUUCGCUACCAACCGGACGAAAAAAGUUAAUACCUACUGCAAGGACUGUUCAAAUAAGCAUCCUUUAUGUUUACCUUGUUUCAAUCAAAUUCAUACCAAUAUUGAGUAA